UUUCACAAACUCUUGAGGUUGAAGGCGCAUAAUUUUUCAUCCAGUGGAAAAGAAAAAACUAAAAAUUUUCCACCACCAAACUUUAUUAAAAAUAUAGAAAACUAAACACAAAUAUCUUAAAAAAAAUGUCCACAAAAAUCUUUGUUGGAAGCCUCCCAUCCGGAUCCAAGCCCGAAGAACUUCGUCAUCUAUUCGAAGCCUUUGGCGUUGUCACCGAAUGCGACGUCAUGAAUCGCUGUGGCUUUGUUCAUAUGGAAAAACCUGAAAUGGCUGCCACAGCUAUCAAAGCCUUAAAUGGCACAGAAUUCAAAGGGGAAACAAUUAAUGUGGAACCCGGUCGGGUAAGAGAUAAGAAUCAAAAGCCGGGCGGUAUUGGUGCCGGCAAGGGUGGCCCGGGUGGUCCACGUCCACGCGGGGGUCGAAAUGGUCCAAAUAUUAUGGGAAGAAUGCAGAAUUUUGAUGGGCUCGAUGAAGCCGCGUUGGGAUUGGAGGGAAUUGAUGAAAGGACGACAAAAGAUGCAUUGCAAUUGUGUAGCGCUGUGUUUGAAGAAAUGAAUAAGCUACUGAAUCCAGAUCAAAUGGGUGGACCAAGAGGCGGUGGAAUGGGUUUCCCCGAUAAUUUCAUUGAAGAACAAUUGGGAGCUGUGAUGGGAGGUAUGGGUGGAAUGGGCCCAAUGGGUGGAAUGGGUCCAAUGGGUGGAAUGGGCGGUCCAAUGGGUGGUCCAAGAGGACCUAUGAAUCGAGGUCCACGAAACAACCGCAAUGGUCCAUUCCCAGGACCAGGUCCGAUGCAGGGAGGUCCAAAUAGGCCAAAUAGAGGUGGACCUCCAAAUCAAGGUCCAAGAGGUGGCCCACCAAAUCAGGGUCCAAGAGCAGCUCCAAUCAAUCAAGCUCCCAGAGCGGCUCCAGUAAAUCAAGGAAGCAGAGGACCUAAACAGGUUCCCGCCCAACCAAUUCAACAAAAUCGACCUCAAAAUCAAGGCAAUGCUGGCCGCCAGGGUAAUCAAGGAAACCAAGGAUUUGCUGGUCGGAAUCAAGGCAAUGUUGGUGGGCGAGUUCCAAAACAAGGAAAUGUUGGUCCAAUUCGUAACGAUCCCAUCAGACAGCAAAGGGCAGCUGCACCAUAUAACAGAGGACCAAUUGGUCCCGUCGACAAUGAAAUCAACUUUGCUGACGAUGUUCCAAUUGUCCAAAGUGCCAGAAACUUUGCCAACAGUUUGGCUACAGGAAGUCAGAUUGACAGGUGGCCAGCGAAUGAUAGAAACUUUGGGGGCAAUAAUGGCGGCAUGAACCAACAUCCCAUGAAUCGCAAUUUUGAUGAAGAUAUGCCAGUGGACAAUUUUACCGAUGAUGUUCCAAUUGUCAUCAACAUGGUGACUCGUCCCAAUCCAUCUGUUGGAAUGGGAAGCGGUGGCGGUGGUAAUCGCAGAGGAGGUUUGGAUAAUCAAGGUCCAGUUAAUCAAGGCAACUUUGGACACAACACUGGUGGAGGUGGAAAUGAUCGUUUCCAAGGAUCUAAUGAUCGAUUCCAGGGUGGAAGUGAUAGAUUCCAAGGAGGAAAUGAUCGUUUCCAAGGUGGAAAUAAUGAUCGUUUCCAAAAUAGUGGGAAUAAUGAUCGCUUCCAAGGUAACAGUGGAGGCGGCGGUGGUGGAGUAGGAAACUUUGGAAAUCAAGAUAGGAGAGGAUUUGUCUUGCCAGAAAGAGAAAUAUUCAAUGAUACUCCUAAAUUUGGAAAUCAGAAUAUGCGCAGUGGUGGCGGUGAUUCGGCUUUUGGUGGACAAAAUAAUCGAGGAGGAAAUAUGGGAGGUGGCAACAGGAAUGCUGGAUUCGGUAAUAACAAUGCUGGCAGAACACAAAAUAUGUCAGAGGGUCGUAAUAUUGGAGGCGGUAGUGGCGGAGGCAACAUGGGUGCAAGUUCUGGAAACUCAAUGUUCACGAGGAGAGCAAAUAAUGCUGGAGGAAAUCUUGAUGGAAAUAAUAUGGGCAACAACCGCAUACGUAAUGAUAUCCCAGAAACAAACCGUGGAGGCAAUUUCGGCGGAAACAAUAACAACCGUGGAAUGACUAGCGGAGGUAUUGGUGGUGGUAACUUGAACGCCAACAACUCUGGAUUUAACCGAAAUAACAAUUUGGGGGGUGGAAAUAGUAACUUGAAUGGACCCAUCAGAGGAAAUGAUAGAAACAUGGGUGGAAAUACCGGAAUGAACAAUAAAAAUAUGGGCGGAGGAUUUGCCAGCAACAACAACAACAACCGAAACAUGGGGGGUGGUGGUAUGGGCAAUACCAACAACCGAAUGGGUGGAAAUGCAGGAAACAACAUGAACCGUAAUAACAAUAUGGGAGGAGGUGGUGGUGGUGGUGGAAACCAAAUGAAUUCAAUGAACUUUCAAAAAGAUUUUCCCGCACUAACUGGUGGUCAAAAUAUGAACAUGAAUAACCGCAAUAAUGGGCCACGCCAAAAUAUGAUGUCGAAUCGUCGCUAUUAAAAUAAUGAAAACACAAACAAAAAAACUAAAAACUUUUAAAUUAUUCACUCUCCCCAAUCAGUGCAAAUCUUAAAAACGCACGAGAAAAUUUUAUUGACUUUAAGAGAAGAUUAAUCAUUUAAAAGUAGUAUCGUAGAUAAAAAAAAAGCAACACAUGGACAAAAUAAAAAAAAAAACAUAAACAGCACUGUCAUGCGGUCAGUCAACUGUUUUCAUCAAUUACAACAUUAUUAUAAGACAGCAUAAUAUUAAUCCAAAAAAAAACCUAAUAGUUAAGUAAAUAUAAACAGGAAAACAUAAAAAAAAAAUCAAUGUAACUACUCAAUUCAUUGCUCUCCUUGCGGAAUAGCGUUUUCGUUUAAUUUUAUUACAAAAAAAAAAAUGUUCCCAACUACAACUAAAAAUAAUAUCGACUCCUGAAGUUUAUUUUUGUUUUUUCAAUUUCAAUUUUUAAAACAGAAUCAAAACCGCUGGUAUUAUUAUAGUUUAUUGUAAAUUUUCAUAAAACCCAAAACAAACGGUACACAAUGAUACCGUACUGGACAAUUUAUAUUAUUUUAUAAGUAAUAUGUAAACAUUGCUAUAUUUUUUUUAUUUUAAUCGGAUAAAUAAAUGUGUACUUAUAUGUAUUAAUUAUGCAUAUUAGCUAUUGAUACAACAACAAAAUAUUCGUGUAUUUCUGGUAAGGUUUUCAAAAUCCAUUCCAAAACAAUAAUUAUAACUACCUUUUUCAUUGGAGAAGCUUGAGAAAUAAAUGCGCCUAUUUGAAACAUUUAAAAAUAAUAAAAAAAAUGGCUUUUAUUACAAAAAAAUAAAACUAAAAACAUUGGGAUCUCCACUACUUCUUUACAAAUAUUGCAAAAAAUAUUUGAUUGGGAAAUGAAAUAAAAA
Messenger RNA from Episyrphus balteatus (marmalade hoverfly), 3377 nucleotides. RefSeq lists its product as uncharacterized. Gene Ontology annotation, molecular function: mRNA binding. Bases 126 to 2486 code for a protein of 786 amino acids. The transcript is spliced from 5 exons. Gene Ontology annotation, cellular component: cytosol. NCBI's taxonomy places the organism in Eukaryota, Metazoa, Arthropoda, Insecta, Diptera, Syrphidae. The record is from RefSeq and is a predicted model, not a curated record.